Messenger RNA from Mobula hypostoma (lesser devil ray), 7781 nucleotides. Its product is annotated as excitatory amino acid transporter 2-like. Gene Ontology annotation, molecular function: L-glutamate transmembrane transporter activity; glutamate:sodium symporter activity; neutral L-amino acid transmembrane transporter activity. Gene Ontology annotation, biological process: L-glutamate import across plasma membrane; L-aspartate transmembrane transport. Gene Ontology annotation, cellular component: plasma membrane. The record is from RefSeq and is a predicted model, not a curated record. NCBI's taxonomy places the organism in Eukaryota, Metazoa, Chordata, Chondrichthyes, Myliobatiformes, Myliobatidae. Bases 432 to 2171 code for a protein of 579 amino acids. The transcript is spliced from 13 exons.
GCCCAGAUAUAUUUGCAGCCUGAUUAAGAAGAAAGCCAAAGGGGUGCGUUAGAUUGUGUCCAGAUAUAAUUAAAGAAACAAAAGAAAAAGGCAUAAAAUAUCCGGCUGGUGAUUGACUGCAGACAUUGAGGAGGUGAAGGCGCAGGCAGAUACCCAACCGAGCACAGCCUAUCUGCCCCGUUGCCGGAGACGGAGAAUUCCACGGCACCCUGACUCCGAGGAGGUCCAGGAGGCAUCGCUGGCUGUAGGACUAUACUGCACUCUAAUCUCGACCACACAGAUACACACACACAGACGUAACCCUGUCUAAAGGAACAGGUUUGGGGAUUUAAACCCUGUUUGAAGAGGAAGAGUUCCAGUACCUGCAAUUUUGAUUUUAUGUUGGGGUUACUCUGCAGGCCGGGUAGCAUCUGUAAUGAAGGACUCAGUUAAUGUUUCUGACCAAUGACUUCUUAUCAACCAGCACUGCCGGGAUGUCCAAGCUCGUGGAAGUGCAGAUGGAGGAGUGCAACCUGACGACGGAGAAGCCGCCGAUCAGGCAGCCGUUAUGGAAGCGGCUGGGCAAGAACCUGAUGAAGAACCUGCUGCUGUCUCUCACAGUGUUCGGUGUGAUAUUUGGAGCCUUUGCUGGAUGUCUGCUACGAUAUGCAGCCCCCAUUCAUCCUGAUAUCGUCAUGAUCAUAGCCUUCCCGGGAGACAUCCUCAUGCGUAUGCUGAAGAUGCUCAUCCUUCCUUUAAUCAUCUCCAGUUUAAUUACAGGUCUGUCUGGUCUUGAUGCUAAGGCCAGUGGGCGCCUUGGGACCAGGGCCAUGGUGUACUAUAUGUCCACCACCAUCAUUGCAGCUGUGCUCGGCGUGAUCCUCGUGUUGGUUAUUCACCCUGGAAACCCUGCGCUGAAGAUGCAAUUAGGAGAAGGGAAGAAGAACGAUGAGGUGUCCAGCCUGGACGCAUUCCUGGAUCUCAUCCGAAACCUCUUUCCUGAAAACCUGGUGCAAGCCUGUUUUCAGCAGAUACAAACAGUUAUCAAGAAAGUGGAGAAUCCUCCAGAGGAUCAGAGCACUGCCAACAUCUCGGCGAUCAUACUGGAAGUGGCGAACGACACCCUGGGAGAGCCGCAAGGACCCAGCUACACCAUCACCAAGAAGUUGCAGUUCAAGGAUGGGAUGAAUGUGCUGGGUGUGAUUGGGUUCUUCAUUGCCUUUGGUAUUGCCAUGGGGAAAAUGGGGGAGAGGGCACAGCUGAUGGUGGAAUUCUUCAACAUCCUCAAUGAGAUCGUCAUGAAGCUGGUGAUCAUGAUCAUGUGGUACUCGCCCCUGGGUAUCGCUUGUCUGAUUUGUGGGAAGAUUGUGGCCAUCGAAGACCUGGAGGUGGUUGCAAAGCAACUGGGCAUGUACAUGGUGACAGUAAUCACUGGGCUUAUCAUCCAUGGAGGCAUAAUCUUGCCACUGAUGUACUUUGCGAUGACCAGGAAAAACCCUUUCUCCUUCCUAGCAGGCAUCUUCCAGGCCUGGAUCACUGCACUUGGGACAGCAUCCAGUGCUGGGACCCUGCCCGUCACUUUCCGCUGCCUGGAGGAGAACCUGGGCAUUGACAAGCGAGUGACCCGCUUUGUUCUUCCAGUUGGUGCCACCAUCAACAUGGAUGGAACUGCCCUCUACGAGGCUGUGGCUGCCAUUUUCAUCGCCCAAAUGAACAAUAUCCAGCUGGAUGCGGGACAGAUAGUGACUGUGAGUUUGACAGCAACCUUGGCCAGCAUUGGAGCCGCCAGCAUUCCCAGUGCAGGACUGGUCACCAUGCUGCUGAUUCUCACCGCUGUUGGACUCCCCACACAAGAUAUCAGCCUGCUCGUCGCCGUGGACUGGCUGCUGGACAGGAUGAGGACCUCAGUGAAUGUUGUCGGUGACUCAUUCGGGGCUGGCAUCGUCUACCACCUGUCGAAGGAAGAGCUGGCAAACAUCGAUGCCCAGCAUGCCUUGCUCGAGGAUGGGAGGUUGCCCAAAACAUUGUUUGUGAAUGAAGGCAUGAAGACCCACCAUGAGAACAACUCUAGCCAGCCCAAUUACUCAGACAACUCUGUCCAGGCAGAAGAGGACAAGGUAACCAUGGCUAACAAUGGCACAGCUGCCAACUACACAAUUGUUGAGGAAGAACCUUGGAACCGGGAGAGCUGAGGAGAGUGGGGAAAACCCGAUCCCAUCACCUACGUGCCCCCAUCACCCCUCUCUUCCCUCCCCUCCAACUCCUGAAGCUUGCUUCUGCUGAAACCGUUUAUCUGAAAGGAAAAAAAAGCAAACAAUAACAUGUUUAAAAAAAACUUCUUUCGUACUUUUAUGUAAAUGUGGUUAGUGCAAGGUCCAAGUAGAGAGCUGGUGAAGGGGACACCUGGGGUUUUUACCAGUUACUGUGUAGUUCUUUACAGGUUUUCACACAGUCAUUCAAGAAAGAGGAAGGAGAGGGAAAGGAGCCCAUUUGGAAGAAGGAAGUUUGCAAAGCUAAGCACAAGAACUGCACCAGCCCAGGCACGAUGUUUGUGCCUCACCCUGCCUGAGAGUAACAUGGGUUGCCUGUGUUGUUAGGGAAGGUAAUUACAUUGUCGAGCAUCCAGGCUUUAUCCCCCUUCUAUUUGCUCUGUUGGAUCUUGCCAACUUGUAUUGCAAUUAAGCACAUGAUUUUCACCUGACUGGUUGGUGGCCAUUCUCAGGGAAGUGAUCUGGUUUAAUGAGUGACACACUGCCAUUAGUAAGAUCCGCAAGUGCGUUAGUCCAGUGAUGUACUCCCCGGCUCCGCUCCCCUCAGAGGAAAUACAGAUCCCUCACCCUCCACUCUGGGAAAUGUGCCUCAAUGCAGUAGGGUCAGCUGACAGGCAAAGCCAAAGACCUGCUCAUGGUACAAGGCUCAGAAAUGCAGGGUGUGGGUCAGUGCCUGACACUCAGCCAGCAAGGUGGAAAAUAAUCUCCACCCUUCCAGCCUUAGAGCAACGGCAAUCCCCUUCGUGUCUCGAAUCCCUACACGUUCAGAAACCACAGGGGAAGUACCAGAAAAUUUGCACUAGCUUCCUUCCUUUUGGGCUCCCCUUGGACCUAUAGACGUAGGAGCAGAAGUCUACUCGGCCAUUUGAUCAUGGCCAGUUUAUCCCCCCUCUCAACCCCAUUCUCUUGCCUUCUCCCCAUAAACUUUGACACCCUUAAUAGGGAGCCAAGAGGGACAGAGUUUAACCUUCCAGCAGCAGGAGCAAGGCCGGAGGAAAGUGAGAAAGACACUCGUGCACCCGUAAGCCCAGCCUUUCCUUUGCUUCCAGUGGUCCAAGUAUCCUGCCCACACUCCGUCAUCUCUUGGGACAAGAAGGAGCUGGCCUCCCCCCUCACGGCUGAAGAUCAUUCGCUAUUCGCUCAAACUUGGUGGCUUCUGCAAGGCCAUCGCCAAAGUUGGUGAUGGGGGUGGGGGGAAGUGGUUGUGGGCAUUGCUUUCGGAGUGACCCCUGAGUAACCUUUGAACGGCAUGAGCCAGACUCCCGUUCAAGUCCCCAGCAGAGCAGAGUUCUCUGGUGACCCUGUUGUUGAGUUGUCCAAACAGUAACCCCUGGGGAACAAAGAUGUGUUGGUGGCAGAUUCCACACCAACCCAAUAUCUUGUGUCUAUCUUAUCCAAACAGAUCCCUAAGUCAAAGUCACGGAUGAGUUUACUGUCAUAGGCACUUGGGCAUGUAUGCGCGGGUGCAAUGAAAAACCUACCCACAGCGUUCUUGAUCGCUGACUGGAAGCUUAGGUGCCUCCUGUUGGAAGCCUGACCCACAACUGGUGAUCCAGUUUGGCUAAGGUCUGAGUUACCUUCACAGGUUGGGGAAGGGAGGUGAAUCCUUUGUUACCUGUAAACCCUUCCCACUUGACUCCUCAUCCCUUGCAAUAACAGCAGGCAACAUGUGGCCCCCGACCCCAAGAAGGGUAAAGGUGCCAUUCUCAACUGUGAAUGUUUUAUUAUUGAUAGAGUCUGUCGGCACUGGGUAGAAUGAUGUGGAGUUAAUGUUCACAGGCCCCAGACACUGCCUUUGACUUUAAGCACCAUGGACAAGCACAAGUCUUCUGUCAAACCUUUUCUCUCUGCCAGUUCCCAUGUCUCACAGUUCACAAGAGUGCCAAAUGAUACCCAAUGUCCGAUUGAAAUACAAAGGAAGGUAUCCAGUUCGGGAAUCUCUUCUGCCGACAUCCUUGGCAAAUGCAGACACAAGGAUCCCAGAAGUUGAUUCUCCCUGAGCAGGGUAACCCUCAUAUGCAGGAGGGUGGAUUGUGAAUUUUUAUUUCAAAGGUCAUUCAUCUUGUGGAACAGGGAAGACUAUAUUACAGUCUGUGCAUUUAGAUUUCGAAGCCCUCUGCUGAGAGAUUUCACAGAUGGAAGAACCUCCCAGAUACUAAUCCCUUAAGCAAAUUAGAAUUUGCUUUAUGGAUGGUUCAUGCUGUUCAGUGUUAACUGGUUUGCUACUUUCUCAGAGUGUCUCCUUGAGCUGUUUCAUUACUGUGGACUAUAAUUAAAUUUUGUACUUGUGUCUAACGUAAACUUUGCAUGAUAUUUAGUACACAUACUACUUUGAAGCAAUCGGGUGACACUGGGUGUUAAUUGUUCUUAGUUUUUAUGCCAUAAUUUUUAUAUGUUCUUGUAACCUUUUAACUUCAGCUUUCCAAAUCCUUAAAAGAAUUCUGUAUGCCUUUUGAUAGUUAAAGUUUUGCAGGUGUAGGAAGUGUGUGUGUGUGUGUGUGUGUGUGUGUGUGUGUGUGUUUGUGUGUGAUUAAAAACAGUCAUUGGAUUGAAAUAUGCAAUACACUGGAUUACACAGCCAUGAGAGAUUGGAAGAUGAGAAGAUUUUUGACUCGUGUCGUGAAUUAUUCCCAUUGCUGAAUAGCACAUUUCUGUCCUCGUGGAUAGUUUGAUGGAAACACUGCUGCAGCCCACUCCACGGUUGGAUAGGAACCAUAUGCCAGCUGGGCUGGACUGGGAGUGGUGUUGGUUGCUUGGAUGACUUGCCAAGUAUAAAUGGGGCAAACUAGCCAAGAAUAAUGUGGAACACUAACAUUUUUGGAGCAGGAGGGGAGAGCAUUGUCAAAUCAAUAACAAAUUGGCAGAUGGGAUAAAAGUCAUGCAGUGAAGAAAUGUGCAGCGGUCAAGUAUAUCUUCCAAUCUGAUGUACUGUCCCUACAAAAGCUUUCACUUCCAGCCAUGUCACACAGCUUCCUAGCCUCCUCCUCCCCCAUCGCUCCCUGUAUCCUGCCCCUCUGCCUCCUGCCCUUCUCUGAUCUCCAGCAAACUUUUAGAGAAUGAAUUAAGCAAAAACAGGUAUCUUAAAUGAAGGCAGGAGAGACAGGAAAUACUCAACAGGUCAGGCAGCAUGCGUGGAGGGAGGAACCAAUCAAAGGUCGUUGACCCGAGACAUUAACUCAGCUUCUCUCUCCGCAGAUGCUGACUGACACGCUGAGUGUCUCCUGACAUACUAUGAUAAUUUAUUCAAUUAAAAACUAAUUUGCAAAGGAUCUCUGCAAGUGAUUUAGAUGAUGCUCUGGUGCUUGUCAACCCAGGGUUCCAGACCACUGCUAGAAAUGCCUCCGAGUUUAACCUGCGGGCUUGGCUUUCCCCUUACUAAUGAACCGGAGGAUUGAAGAGUUUCCACCCGGGGUGUCAGAGCAGCUGCAGAACACUUGCUGGUGCAGUUUCCAUAGCAAUCUUUAGUAUCCUUCAGGUGCUUAUGUACCAUGUUGCUGUGAAGAAGCACCAUGCUGGGCUGAUCUGCAAUCUGUUUCAAAGAAAAUGAUGUAAUAGUCCCAGGCUUUGAUCCAAACUGCUGGCACAGAGCAUUCAUACAGUUCUGAGCAAACUUCUUAGGGGUUGGUGGUUCUGUUUUUAUUAUGGAAGUCUUGCUUCCCUCUCCUUGGGAUGUGGCCUCAUGUUGUGAUGCUCUCAGGAUCUUAGUGGAGUACAACUCAGUGUCCAAGAAGGACUUGCUCCAGUCCACCUGGCUGCAGAUCCCUCUUUUACUUUAAGUAUUGCAUGAAGCACUUAUCUACUCAACAGCCAGUUAUUCCAUUCCAUUGGAGUCCUCUUUCUGGUAGCUUUGGUGAAGUAAAGGGACAUUUCUCAGAAUAUGACAGGUUUAGACUUGCUGGAGGUAGGAACUGCAAUCCUGGACCUGCUUACUGUUCAUUGGUUCAGAUAACCAAUGCGUCCUUUGGGCUGGAAUUUCUACAGAGAGCUCUAUCUCAGAUCCCCAACACAACUGUUUAAGAAAGAAUAGGUUAUUCCACCUGGCGUGCCUACCUCCCAAUUCAGUAAGUUGCCUUUUUUUUCCACUUCAGUCCCACACUCCUACACUAGCCCCACAUCCAGAAGUCUCUCAAUCUCUGUCUUGAGAGCUGAAAGAAGCGAUAUCCUCUGGUUGAUGAAAUCUUUGCUCCCUCUCCCAAAUCGCCAAGCCUUUAUUUUAGAACUGUGACCCCUGGUUCCUUACACCUCAGCCUGAGAAAACAAUAUUCUUCCAUCUAUUCUCUAACACUUGUAAGAAUGUGUAUUUAUUAAACAAAUCAACUCUCAUUCCUCUAACUUCUGUAUUAUCUCUUCUCAUGGGACUAAAACCUCCAUCCUACCUAUCUGGAAAUCAAUCUGGUGAAACUUUGUUGCUCUUCCUUUCUGGCAAGUAUAUCCUUCCUUGUUUAGGGAGGCCAGAACUGUCUACAAUAUUUAACAUUAAGCAGACACAGAGCACUUAUGGGUUCAACAGUACUAAAGCUGAACACAUUUCUGGAGGUUUUGAGUCAGCACCUCCCACCUUCCUAACACAUCUAUUUUGGGAGUGCUCUAACUAACUUCUGGAAAUUCUGCAGUCUGGAUGAAUCUUGUCGCUUGGUCUAAUGUUUUUUCUCUUAUUUCCUGUCACUUUUUCUUAACAAACCCAUUAAAUCUACCAGCAAGAAAAAUAAACCAUUCUGCAUCUGUCAUGGAACACUGGGACUGGCCAUUCCAUGCACAUCUUCAGCUGUCAGCUUCCCCCUUUCCUCCUUCUUUUCACCCCCUCCCUCACUCCCUCUUUUCUCCCCUCCAUCCUCACCCACGGCACUCCGCUCUCCUCAUCCCGUUCCUUCUCCCCUGUUCCUUCCAUCCUUGCCACACUGCUUCUUCUCCUCUCUCUUCAUCUUGACCCAUUCUUCUCCUCCACCCUUGGUCUUCAGUUCUUCUCCCCUCCCCUGCCAUUGUCCCAUCCUUUUGCCAGUUUCUCUUCCUCUUCUCUCCAGUCUCUCCUUUCCACUUCUCCACUCUCCUUUCCUCACCCCAGCAUGUCACAUCCUCUGCAUUUUCUAACCUCUUGACCCAUUUCUCCCAUUCUUCCCCCCCAUCCUUUCCCAUUCUCUCCUUCUCAGUCCCCCCGCAUUGCCCAUUCCCUACAGGUGAACUCCCCUUUGCUGUCAGUACAGUGUCUCAGUGUUGGCAGACCAACAGAUUGAGCUUCUCUCUAUACUCACUAGAUCAUGGGUUGAAGUGAAUGGGACAUGGAGACAUGGUUAGAACUAAUUUCCUCGGUUAAACAUCUCUGUUUUUAGUUGUUUUAAUAUGAAAGAUUUUCAAAUUUUUUGUACUCUGUCGUCAUUUUUGUCUGUGUUGAGAGUCUUGUCGAUAAACCUGCAUUCUUUAUGUAUCAAAGGGCAGAGACACAACUGGAUUAUUUCACACUGUGCUGUAUUUUUGGUGUUAUAUAAGUUUACAGAAAAGUCUAAUAAAUGUUUAUUGGCACUUCGGUUUGAAGAA